AUGGUUCAGAAAGCUGAUUUAGUUAUUAUUGGCCUCUCAGUUGGUUUGGCUGUUGGCAUACUUGUAGCAUCUCUUGUAUUUUUUGCCAUUUAUCGGCACAAGAAACGUGCUCAUCUAUGCUCUGUAGCUACCCUUCCGUUACAAACUAAUGGAUCAGGUACAAUCGUUGAGUCCAGUGCAUCUCUCCCGAAUUUUGUAACUGUUAAGGAAUCAGAGUAUCUUGCCAAGAAGCCUCGACGCUCCUGGUGGAAUAAUCUUCGAAAAGAUCAAUAUGUUUCAACAUCUGGAAUACCAAGAUACUCUUACAAAGACAUUCAGAAGGCGACACAGAACUUCACUACUGUUCUGGGACAAGGUUCAUUUGGCCCAGUGUAUAAAGCUACGGUGCCUGCUGGUGAAGUGGUUGCAGUAAAAGUUCUUGACUCUGGUUCUAAACAAGGGGAAAAGGAGUUCCAUACAGAGGUUUCUCUGCUGGCUAGGCUGCAUCAUCGGAACUUGGUGAAUUUAGUUGGAUAUUGCAUCGAUAAAGGACAACACAUGUUAGUUUACGAAUACAUGAGCAAUGGAAGCUUGGAGAACCUUUUAUAUAAUAAAAAGUUGCAAAUUUUGAGUUGGGAAGAACGACUGCAGAUAGCACUAGACAUCUCAUAUGGGAUUGCUUAUCUUCAUGAUGGGGCUGUCCCUCCUGUGAUACAUCGAGAUUUGAAGUCAGCGAAUAUAUUGCUGGAUCAUUCUAUGAGAGCCAAGGUUGCUGAUUUUGGUUUGUCGAAGGAAGAGGUUCUUGACAGCCACUACUCGGGCCUUAAAGGAAUCCACCCAAACCAAAAUUUAAUGGAAUAUGUCAAUCUUGCAACUUUGAGUCCAGAUGGCGUGGAAGAAAUACUCGACACAAGGCUUAUUGGUACAUGCAACCCGGAAGAAGUCAGGAAUUUAGCCCGAAUUGCUCACCAGUGCUUGCACAAAACGCCCAGAAAACGCCCUUCAGUAGGAGUAGUUUCGCAGGCUAUUUUAAAGAUAAAAGAGAGGCGCCUUAUUAAAGAAAGUAAUAUGUCUUUUGCUGAAGAUUUUUCGGGAGCCAUGAGCCGGAUAGAAUUUCAAGAACUGGAAUUGAAAAGAUUGGCAAGAAUCGAUGAACGGCUAAACGUAUGA
Fraxinus pennsylvanica is the source of this 1149-nucleotide messenger RNA. The record is from the annotation of a GenBank genome assembly. Lineage: Eukaryota; Viridiplantae; Streptophyta; Magnoliopsida; Lamiales; Oleaceae.